This is a messenger RNA of Anopheles funestus (African malaria mosquito), 8395 nucleotides long. Its product is annotated as mucin-4-like. The record is from RefSeq and is a predicted model, not a curated record. The transcript has 8 exons. Gene Ontology annotation, cellular component: nucleus; chromocenter. Bases 1629 to 6029 code for a protein of 1466 amino acids. Gene Ontology annotation, molecular function: DNA binding; chromatin binding. NCBI's taxonomy places the organism in Eukaryota, Metazoa, Arthropoda, Insecta, Diptera, Culicidae.
UAUCCAUUUUCAAGGGCUACGGACACUACAAACACAUGUAGCCAUGGGAACAUAAUACAUCCCUUAUAUAGAAACUAUCUCUCAUCCGCUAAGAGAAUACUUUCCCCGAGAUGGUUGCAUCUUGGAGAAAUGCAACGUAGUGUCAAUAUGCAACCAAUUUGCAAUAGCAACUGAUAGCAAUAGAGAAUAGGUACGGGACAAAGUGAUCAUCUGGAACAUCCCUGCAAUGUGUGUGUGCCUGGAGUAGCCUGUGCCUGGAGUUGGUACAAAUUCCAGAAGCAAAUUGCCAAUGCAGCUGGUAGUUCUUUGUUCGAUCCCCGGGACAAAGCAAAACCUUUCGCGCAUACCAACGCACGAAUCAUCUGGAUAGAAAUACACAUCACACUACACGAAUCGUUGUGCAUUCCAGGCAUGGGCAGGAUUGUGAAACAGUGGCAAUGGGAUUUCUUGUGUGUCUGAAAAUAGUGUUUUUCAAUCGUGUGCGCCCGUAGUGUAGUGUGUGCAUGAUACGAAUGGGGCAAACAACACAAGCAAUGAGGAUAAAAUCGUACAACAUCUCAACGCAGGGAGAAAGGUGAUAGAUUGUCACAACAGUGAACAAUCCACCCACAACAACGAUGUGCAAUAGUAUCUAUCACACACAUGUACUACAAUUGUGCGUGUGUGUUUGUUUGAGCAGUGUGUGAAAGUUCGUGUGCUUGUAAGCACACCAAAAACCUCGAAACUCUCCCUCCCGAUAUACAUUUGUGGAUACUUUCAUGUGUUGCACUAUAUUUCCUUCAUGCAGCGUAUUCUUGACAAAAUGUGUGUCAGCUACAUAUGUUUAUGCUUGUUUAUGGAUUAUGUCAUGGUGUAGUUUUAACAGCGACCAGCCAAGGUUUGGCCUCGAAUCAACAUUCUUCACUUAAAAUCAAACCCACACGCACACAUACAGGUGGUUCCAAACAUUCCAAACAUGCAAGCAUGUUCAAGCGAAUGUCAUCACGAGCAUGAAAAAUGUUGCCCAAUUCCUAUGUUCCACGCCUUUGUUUUGUUUCUAAACGAUUCUCAUGAUAACACAUUACAUUAAGUUUAUCCCUUUAUCUGUUGCCCAUUUUGCAUAAUAGACGUGAAUGAGUUAAGGAAUUGUUGUUUCUCUUUCACCUAAAGCAUCGUGAAUGUUGUGUUGUAAAUAGAUCAAAUGCGUAUUAAAGUGUAAAUGCAAAUGUGGAGGGGGCAAAAUAUGUGAGGAAUCGUUAGGAAACCUUUCACUUGACACGAUUUGAAGGGAUAAAAUCGUUAGUGACCCAAAUAGGACGUGAGUGAGCUCCGUGAUACCCCCAACGAUCAGCUUUCAAAUAAGCAUACAGAAAAUGGAUGCACAAAUGCAAUGCCAUUCGUUUUCAAAUGCUCUAUACCCGCAACAGUCAACUACAACAUAAAAUCUCGUCAAAUCAAUCAUACACCUUCGAUCAAAUGUCGUCAGCGAAUUCGUAAACAAUGUUGCAGCUGUAAGGAGUAGUGAGAGACAACGUUUAAAGCAAAUACAGUGUGUAAUCAUGUGCAAAAGGGUAUACUAUAUGGGACAAUAAUCAAGUAAAUAACUCACCCAUCGGUGGAAGGGUGGGGCACAUAGAAAAGUGGCCCCGAUGGCUGCAGCCCGGCCAGAAAAUGGCAGCAAGCAGGACAGCACAACGCUCCAGUCGAUGCAACGUCCAAAACCGCCCCACCAGCCAGCACCACCGUCAGCAUCGCCCUCCGUAGCGAACCGCUAUCCGACGAUCUUCCUAAACGCACGGAAACAGGUCGCCCGGUCGCCUGUGCCCCACGUGGUACGCCGGCUGGCCCCGGCACAACCACGCCGCCAUGUCCCUGCAGUUCCAACGGUACUCACCGGCAACAGUAAUACCGGUGCGGUACUAAUCAGUGCGGACAAUCUUCGCCGCACAGUGUACGCGACGGUUCCUUCCGUUUCGCUACACGGUAGCACUGGCUGCGGUAACGGGCUGACCAAUACGAUCGUUAGCUUUGCGGGCAAACAGGCGAUCACGAUCCCCGUACAGUCACCGAACGAACUAGUCUCGGUAGUACGGCCCACAGUUCCUACGCCUCCCGCUACCAUUUAUAAGCUAAUGAACGCAAACAGUGGACCAGCCGGGAGGAAACGAAUGCCACAGCUAGCACCUAAACCAGCAGUGAAAAAUGGUGAGCAAACGUUACCGGCUGCCCAACCACAGCUGCAGCACGAACCGAAACCUAUCGUGAGCGCUGCAAAUGGUGUUACCGGACGUGGUUCCACCGUGCAGUACAACAAUGCUCCCGGUUGGCGCCGGAUUCUACGUAAUAAAGUAAUCGUUUACAUUAGCCCUUCCAACAUUGUGCUUCACAAUUACGAACAGGUAAAGGAAUAUUUGCUGUCUUCCGGUACGUGCAAGUGUGGUUUACCGUGUCCGUUCAAUCCGGAACAUUUCUUUCAAUUUGAUGCUCAGAUUCCCAACAUGACGAUGGCUUCGAAAAAUCGUGAAGUAUUAUGUGCUCACAUUCAACGGGCACUAACCGGACCGGAGCGAUCGAAACGUUUGCACGAGGAAACGACACCAUCCGAAUGCGCCCAGCUGCCGAGUGCGGUUCAGAGUGCUGUUCUUCUUAAAACGCCCCCAUGGCGAAAGAAUGUUCCUAUGACCGCUUCUUCACCCCAAGCGACACCGGUUCCAGAAAUUGCUUUAAAUGCAAUGCCUAUGGCGCGGCUUAGCAAGCAAAGCGAUGUGAUAAGCACUCCGUACGCAGGUUCCCCGUCCGAUGCGAAUGCGAACGAGAGCGCCAGGGAAAGUCCGGAACAGAAGAAACCAACCUUCAAGGAUGAUCCGACCGGUUACCUGAACCAGCAAACCGCCAUACUGCACAGUUCGAUUUCGUUUCUUCAUUCACCGGAUCGCCGUUCGCCGUUGCCGUUAGUUGGCGAGCUUAGUCCGAAGCUGGGUGAAACGAGCCCGGUUGCAAAACCAUCGCCACCGAAGGAAGAUCGGAGUGCAAUAAUGCGCCGCCAACGAACGGUAAAUCGGACCAUACCGAUGUUAGGUGGUACGCAGCCAACGAUAGAACCGCAGGCAAAAAUUACGUCCCUUACGGGGGUGGUAAAGUACGAAACGAAACCACCGAACGUAUCCACAAAAUCAUCUCCGGCCAGUGCCAGCAGUAUUAAAUCCGCGGGGACGCUUAACGCGACCAAAUCACCGCUCCCGAUUGCUCGACUAGCGACCGGCGAACGGGGCAGGAUGGCUUACUAUGUGAAGGCGAAUAAUGUGACCCGUACACCGCACGGUACGGAUCAAUGUUCAUCGCCCAAGGUGCCAAAGUUGCACCUUUCACCCACUGGUGAAACGUUACCGUGUCCUAUAACGACCACAACCACGAUGACUACCACGACGAUAGCGCGAACGAACCCAAUCACAACACCCACCACAACCGGUACGAUGUUCGUCCCGACGCGUUCGUCGCACGUAAUCAAUGCGGGAGGCGCACAGAUAGUCGUCAUCGAUGGUUUGCAGCAUUCGGCUGUCGGUACUGGUACGGAGUUGGCUGGACGGGUGCGUAUUGGUGGGUUUCCGGCGGCACGCCACCAGCAGCAAACACCCGCCAUGAUGCCAACGGUUUCGAAACCGGCCCACCAACAGCCGACCGUCGUCAAUUACAGUUUAGCACGUGCACCGAACGGGACGGCACCGGUACCGGUACCGGUAAGCGCACUGUCCAGCACACCGAUGCCAACCACCACCACCGGUGCGAUGCUACUGAACGGUACGAACAUUAUUCACCUGAGCAAUGGAUUGUCAGCGUCCGCGUUUCACGGUGGUUUGCUCGCACCCGAAUCAUCCAAUCCGGCCGGCACAAAUCCAUGCCUGCAUCAGGUCAGUCCAACCGUACCGAGUGCGGGCAAAACUUCGCUAACACUACCAAAUGGAACGCUCGGGUUAGCGACCGGCUCGACGGUUGUACUCAAUCCCACCACGAGUAUACGGUUUGCGGACAAUACCAGCUUCACCACACCCGGUGGCUUUUCGACCGCAACUGUUGCGUCCAACACCUACCAUUACAGUCCAUGCACAACCGUACAAGGUACGGACACGGUUAGUCUGGACGUUACCGGUGCGCGUAAAAUGAAACGACAGUUGAAAACGCUCAAUGGCACAACGAGCGGGUUGGGAAGUGGAUUGGUGUUACCGGCCACGCCGGUAGCAACACUCAGCCAACAGCAACCGGCCACAUUUCAGCAGCAGCUGCAACCGGGACCAUUCGUACAGAUUGCCUCACCGUACGGUGGUUUGCAAAACAUUCAGCUCGCCUCGAGCUUAUCGGGCAUUACUGUGGUACCGGUAUCGAAGGCAACACCGCUCGUGCAACAGCAUCAACCUCACCAGCAGCAACAUCAUCAGCAACCGUACGGUUUGCUCGGCCAAACGCAAACCAUACUUCUGCCGGCCGGCAGCAUGGUAAUGGCAUCGGAUGCAAACACCGCCACAGCUACACUGUUGCAGAUACAGAACAUGACACCAUGCGGUGGCAACGCGCCGCUGCUAGCUGGUCAAACCGGGCUUGUACUGCGUCACCAGAAACCACCGUCCACCGCCGGAUUCAUCUCGACCGUGGGCCAACAGUCGUACCUGAUCGGUGCCAAUGGAACCACCGGUACGACCCGCACACCGGCUGUCGCGCAACGUUGCCCUGGUACGGCGCUCUUCGGCAAUGGUGGCAGUCUCGGUAUUGUUACCGCCACCCAAACGCUACCAGUCGCUAACCUUACGAUGCAGCAGCAGCCGCAGCAGCUUUCGCUCGCACCAUCCACCACUACAAAUCGUACCGAGAACGCUCCACACACACCGACAAAGCUAGUCGAUGGUGUACCAUCGCAUCUUACCAGCACGGUACUAUUACAUCCCGACGUUACACCAAGCCACAGCAAUCAACCGGAAUGUAGCGAGGAGAAUGGGAACGAAACGAAACCAUCCAGCAGAGAUGGUGCAACGGGACGUACCGAGCUUAAACCGAACUGUGUUUCUAUCACCGAAACCGAGGUGCCUGGGAUAGCAUUUACACUGAAAGGCCCGCUACUUGCAGAGCAACAGAGAAAGCAGCAGGGUCCUUUGGCUGAAUCAUCAAAUCGCACCGGAAGGAUCGUUUCACCAGCAUCCGUGAAUCGUGCUGCUAGCAUCGGGUUCGUACGCCGUGGACCCUCGGUACAGGCUGUGAGUAAACAGGACCGUGGCAAAUUAAGUAUCGCUAUACCACCAACCACGCCCGAAGGAUCCACGUGCCUACUGACGGAUGUGCGCCCAGAGCAAAGCUAUGACGGUAAUGCUGCGUUAAAUCAAAAAACUUCCUCCAAAAGCCGCACCAAGCGACGAUUGCUACGGGGUCAGAGUGAUCCGGACGAGCUGAUGUCUGAUGAGGCGAGAGAACAGCAACGUGCUGGUGCGCGUCAGUUUCGCGUCGGCGAUCUUGUUUGGGGUGCGGUACGUGGAUUUCCUGCCUGGCCCGGUAAGGUGCUGCCGGCACCAGCACCAACCAUUAAUGACGUCCAAGAAGGUUUACAAGUGACACCAGCCGGCGAAGAUACGGUCGUGCCGACAGCACCGGACGCACAAAUGCAGGCCCACGUCUGGGUACGGUGGUUCGGUACGGGACGUGCCAGUGCGGAACGGGUCGAGGUUGACACACUACAGAGCCUUUCCGAGGGUCUAGAGAUACAUCACCGAGCGCAGAAGGAUGCUAGAAAGAGCCGUAAAUUAAACGCACAGCUUGAGCAAGCGAUACAGCAGGCGAUGCAGGAGCUUGAUCAUGCGGCCACGUCGCCCGGAUUUAGUCCGCGCGGGUCCGUACUCGAGAAACAGCGGCGCCGUCGGCACCAGCGACGUCAAACGACGUGUAAGCGGCAUCGUACCGUCGGUGCGAGUGAAGGCAACAGUACCGGCAGCGUCACUAGCAACAUGUGCAAUAGAAAAGGCGCUAGUGUGCGGUAUUUGCGCGGUAACAAAUUUAAAGCCAAAUCGUAAACCAUCGAAGCAUAGCUCCGUGAAGGUGUGGGUAGGGGGUUGAACGUAGCAAGCAAGUAUUGCAAAAAAACAGGUAGCCGUAAACCGUAUCGUAACAUGACUUUAUGCUAGAUUGCGUAUCGCUCGAAAGUAAACAGCCCAGCAUAAACUAGCAGCAUGGAAAGAAUUUCGCAAAACUAGAUUGUUGAUAAAUAAUUGUUAGAUGUGAACAGUAGGCCUUUUGUCCUAACUCCUUUCGUUAUUAGACCUUUGUUUUGUAUUGCCUUAGAUCACCCACACCAAUGCCGUUUUUUUAUCACGAUUUAAUAAUUUUUGAAUGUUGCUAUUCUUUUUUAAUUUGUAAACAACUAUUUUAUUUGCAAAUGGAUCUUUGUAAUCGUUCGUUGUUUAGAACGAACAACAAGAUACAAUGUGCUUAUUAUUUGCAAUAUCGUUUUAUUUGUGUUUAAAGAUAAGCAACCUGAGUUUAUACAUUUGAAUUGCCAUUGUUCCGUUGUGUGGUUGCAGCUUUCAGUUUGAAAAGCAUUUGUUUUGUUUUUGUUCACUUAACUUAUGACAAUUUUUAAGGGCAUAAUAUCAAAAGUGUAUAAAAGUGCGUCACUGUGCCCCGGGUUUGUUUCUUGUGUGUUUUUUUUUUGUUAUCCUAGCAAAAUUCUAAACGCCUGUACUCAAUAAUGCAAAUAAUCUAUCCAUCGGAUAGGCGCAUGUACGAUCGUAAACUUGAUAAUACGAUACAUGUUCUGUGUGGUGUUGCAUCGAAUAAUACAAUUUUUCGGUCAGAUGGAUGGAUGCAUGCAGCAAAAUGUGAAAUAGAAAAAUAUCAUUUAACUGUCGCAACCUUAUAGGAGCAAGAAAUUGCAUCGAUGUUCGUUACCAUUGGGGGAAAAAGAAAAUCAACAUGAAACGCGAAAGCAAAGAGCGAAAGAUAGAUAUAGGCAAAAGAAAAAAUAGUAAUAAGACACGUACGAAUAAGUCGGUAAGCAGACAAUUGUUGCAAUGUUGUAUUUUAAGCAAAAAAAAAACUCAGCUUAGUUUGGACGUUUUAAUUACUUAACUUUACAAAAUCUCGAACCUGAAACCAACCAUCAAAGUGGUUCCUUAGACAAUGAUAAGGUUUUUGUUUGUUUUGUUUUUAAUUAGCAUCACUAUUGUUUGAUCGAAACAAAUCAUUCAACUUCGAACACCCUAAACGAAUUGCAUAUUCAUACACGUAUCAAAUCAAAAUAUCUUUGCCGUACACAGAUCUGUUUCGAUCUGGUUUAUUUUUGUUCGCGCCUGCCGUUAAUUAACAAAAUGAGAUUGAGCAGUAGGUCGCGUGAAAUCUGUUAUGUUUUGUUUCAUUUUUGUUGUAUAUUUCAACUUAACAUUAUAAGAUGAGUAAUCCCAUAGGGGUUACGGCGUAACGUAAGUGUGUUAAUCAAAAACCAAUUAAUUAAUGUAUAACUGAACAGCUUUGCGUGCGGGGUGAGGGUAAUGUUUGUUUUUAUAAAUAACUAUUAUUAUUAUUACUAUUAAACGGAUACUAAUUUUGCAGUUCUCCGAACACACGUGUGUUAGCGAACGAGAAGUUAAAACAAAAAAAUCAGCAAUUUCAACACAAUGCAGUGCGAAACAUAAGUGAGCGUUAGUUAGUUAGUAUUGCUCUAUAGACGAAAGCGACAAGUGUACGUGCGUGUCUUUGUGUAUUUGUUUCGAAAAAUAUAUUGUUUAAUGUUUUGUUUGUUAGUUUCAUUUCUAAUUUGUUACUGUUAAUGCAUCUAGUUUAUUGCCAACAUUAUUCUUGUUGUUGUUGUUGUGAUUAAAAUGAGUUUUAAGGCAGGAACAGGGGGAUGUGUAUGGAAACAAAAAACACACGCGUGUGUUUAACAAAACAAAACAAAAAACCAACAAAGGCUAGUUUCUUUUUUCAAAUCAAACAGCAGGAAGCAUGAUAAUGGUGCAGAUUAAAAACAGACAAUAAGGUACACCCAUUCCAGAAUAGUUGCAGAACAGUGGAAGGUUAGCGAAGCAUGACACUAAAAGGCCCUUAUACAAACUCAAAACGGACACCAGGCAAUAGUGUUGUAAAGGAUUCGUUAACCACAACCUACAACAAUCACCACGAUCCGAUCCCAUUUCCUCAUCAAAUGAAACAAUACGAUAAAUAAACUAAACACAGAAAACACGGUCUAAUUAUUUAUAUAAGCGAUGUACUCAUGGGAUAAUAAAUGGAAAAAAACCGACUUUUAAGGUCGAAUACACUCGGGUACGGUAGACAGGCAUCGGGCCGACCCUUUCGUGGGCAUGUGUGUAGAGAUUGUUUUAGUUAAAAUGUGUAAAUUAUUGUUUGGUUGCAUAAAACAAAAUUGUGAAACAGAUCAGAACAA